AUGAUCGCUGUUGAAGUAUCAAUCGAAGAAUUGGAUGAUGUUAAUCUUUUUAUCGUUAUAAACAAAUCACAACAAAGAAUUAUUGGUAAUAGCAAUAAUGGCAAUGGCAAUAAUAGUGGUAUUGAUCAUGGUAAUAAUAUUGAUAUUAUGAGUGUUCAAAAUCCAGUUGAACGAAGGCCAAAAGGUCGUUCCAAAUCCAAGAAGGUUAAAAGUUCCUUAGAGCAACCUAGUGUUAAAACUCAAUAUAAAUGCAAAUUAUGUAAACAAAGGGACAUAACAGCAAGACUUGUAAAGAACAAGAACAAUUAA
This is a messenger RNA of Funneliformis mosseae, 309 nucleotides long. Lineage: Eukaryota; Fungi; Glomeromycota; Glomeromycetes; Glomerales; Glomeraceae. The record is from the annotation of a GenBank genome assembly.